Acanthopagrus latus (yellowfin seabream) is the source of this 5826-nucleotide messenger RNA. RefSeq names its product desmoglein-2-like. The record is from RefSeq and is a predicted model, not a curated record. The transcript has 14 exons. The coding region runs from base 393 to 3719 and encodes 1108 amino acids. Gene Ontology annotation, molecular function: calcium ion binding. Gene Ontology annotation, cellular component: plasma membrane; desmosome. Gene Ontology annotation, biological process: homophilic cell-cell adhesion. Lineage: Eukaryota; Metazoa; Chordata; Actinopteri; Spariformes; Sparidae.
AAAAAGCCAUGUCUGUCUUUUUUUCUUUUUCUUUUUUUUAAGAUCCCAAUCUGGAGGGACUUCCUCUCAGUCCUGUCUACCUUUCUCUUCCCUCCUUGGCAGAGACAAUGGGACAACACACAACUAUUGCAGCAAUGCGCAAAGUGGACACACACCGCCUCUUUGUCUUUUCUCCCUCUCGUCUUAUCAGGAGUCGACUGUGAGCAGUCAGCCCGAGAGAGGAACCGCCUCUCGCUGUAAAAAGUCCCUACCCUACUGAAAGGGUCAAAGUCUGGAGGAGACCUACGCAGGAGUCCAGAGCGGGAUCAAGUUUUCGCGAUUUCACUUCAACGGGAGGAUUUUUGUUUUGUUUUGUUUUGUUUUGUUUUACGCGGUUUUUUUUCCUGAAGCCAAUGGCUCCUCUGCUAAGAUGCACCGUUGUCAUUCUACUGGCCGUCGUCCUAACGCUUGUUCCGGUGAGGGCGAAAGGAAAUGGACAAGUCCUACGGAGACAUAAGAGAGAGUGGAUUGUUCCCUCCAGGGACCUGAAGGAGGGACAUGACUACACUGGCUUGGACUAUAUUGCAAUAAUUCGCUCUGAUAAGGAGAACUACACAAAGAUAAAUUAUUUCCUAUCGGGGCCCGGUUGUGACGAGCCUCCUCGAGGUAGAUUCGGGGUUGACAAGGACACUGGCUUUGUCAAAGUCUACUCCAUUCUGGACCGAGAGGACAUCGGCUUCUAUCGCUUAAAAGGUAUUGCCAAAUUCCUCGACGGGACCCUUGCUGAAAACGAUGUUUACCUGAAUAUUACUGUUUUGGAUAUAAAUGACAACCCGCCAGUCAUUAAAGUGCAGCAAGUCGGAUAUGUCAAUGAAUCGAGCGCAGAAGGUACUAUUGUGAUGAGAGUGAUAGCUACUGAUGCAGAUCAAGAGAACACACUGCACUCCAAGAUCAGCUACAGGAUUGUGGGGCAGAGUAGCUCUGCUGGGAUGUUCUUCAUCAACUCUCAGACUGGAGAGGUCAUGGUUCAACAGCGCACUCUAGAUCGCGAGAAACAAGAUACGUAUAGGUUGACCAUAGAAGCCUCAGACAUGGGUGGACAGGCUGGAGGACUCAGAGGAACCGGCGAAAUUGAGAUCAAGAUUCUGGACAUAAAUGACAAUAUUCCAACCCUGGAAAAAGAGUCGUAUGAAGGGAGCGUGGAGGAGAACACCAUCGGUGUGGAAGUGAUGAGGAUCAAAGCUCUUGACAUGGAUAUGAUGUACACUGACAACUGGCUGGCUAUGUUUGAAUUCAUUUCAGGGAAUGAGGCUGGCUACUUCAGCAUCACUACUGAUUCUAAAACCAACGAGGGAAUCAUCAUGAUUAACAAGGCGUUGGACUAUGAAGAACUAAAGGUGCUCAACCUGGAAGUGGGCGUUUCCAACAAAGCACAGUACAACUUUGGCAGCUCACACACCUCAACGGGGACCUUAAUUAAAAAAAGAUACCCCCUUAAAAUCAAUGUGGUCAAUCAGAAGGAAGGACCCCGUUUCCAGCCAAAUGUCAAAGUGGUGACUCUCUCUGAGGACCACACGACCAUCUCCCUCGGCAAAGUCAUCGGCACCUACGCUGCGAUUGACAGUGACACUCUACAGACGGCCACCAAUGUGAGGUAUGUCAAACUCCGCGACCGUGACAACUGGUUGAUUAUUGACGGGAAGACAGCAGAUAUCAAGCUGAACAAACUGCCUGACAGAGAGUCCAAAUUCUUGAUCAAUGGAACAUACUAUGCUGAAAUUAUAUGCAUCACCAAUGAUGCUCCCUCAAAAACUGCCACAGGGACCAUAGCCAUUCAGGUGGAGGACUUCAAUGAUCACUGUCCUGAACUGACUGCUAAAACUCAAACAAUGUGUCUCGGGGAUAAUGUGGUCUACCUCACAGCCACAGACGGAGAUGAGUUCCCCAAUGCAGCACCAUUUGACUUCACCCUGAUCCACGAGCUCAGCAAGGGGCAGUGGCAAAUGGAGCCAUUAAAUGCAACCACAGCCAUUCUGCGGAACCAAGACUACUUGUGGCCGGGUAUUUACAAAGUGGCAGUGGACGUCAAAGACCAGCAGGGAAAGUCAUGUCAUGAUGUGCAGAUGGUGGAGGUUACUGUGUGCACUUGCCACAAGGUCGUUAAAGCCUGUUUGGCACCCAGAACGGACGGUGCAACAGCAGUUUUUGGGGCUUCAGGUAUCCUGCUGCUACUCCUGGGACUGCUGCUUCUACUGCUGGUGCCAUUGCUGCUGCUGUUCUGCCUGUGUGGAGAUGCAGCUGCUGUUGGAGCUUUCAAGGCCAUUCCAUACGAUACUAAGCAACAGCUGAUCUCGUAUCACACGGAGGGACAGGGAGAAGACAAGGAUGUUCCUCUUAUGACUGCCCCAGUAGAAGUUGAUGGUGGCCACAUAACUACCCAGAAUGUCAACAAUUAUGCAAGCAGGUACACCGGGGGACUGGCAGAACUAGGAGGAGCAAACUUUGGAGGAGCAGCCUCAGGUGGUGGCGUAAACAUCUCAACCGUGACAGCUGAGAACAUGCACCAGUACAACCAGUAUAACUAUUCUGGUGGGCAAAUGGGGAUGGACACAGGCGCUGGGAUGAUGACAGGACAAGAACAUCUUCACUCCAGAUACAGGACUGGGGCCUUUGAUGGGAUGGCCCUGUCUGAAGAGUUCCUGGGAGAGUAUUAUACAAGUAAAGCCAACCAUGCCACUCAACAAUCCCAGCAGAAGGAUGGUCCGCUGAUCUAUGACUAUGAGGGUCAGGAGUCCCUUGCAGGUUCUGUAGGUUGCUGCAGCCUUCUAGAGAAUGAGGAUGAUCUUUCGUUCCUCGAUGAUCUUGGGCCCAAAUUCAAAACCCUGGCUGAGAUCUGUCACGGCUCAACCUUGGUGACUGAUACUGUGGAUGCUGGGGUUUCUAUCUCUCCACCCAGACCUGUGUCUCCUGCCAGGCCCUCCACUUCCACCCACACACAUGUUCAUACUCACAGAGAAACAAUCAGGGACAGGGACAGGGACCACAUCAGCUUCAACACCCUCAACACCUCCAGUGUAGCAUCUGGAUCCUCUGCCAUCGUCCAGGAAGAACGAAUCACUGAAAGAGCCACUGUUCCCAAUGUACAUGUCAAGGAAAAGCUUGUGAUUCCCAAUCAGACGAUGCUCAUACAGCAGCCCACUAUGUACUAUGCUGCCACACCCAUGUACGUAGUAGAGUCUAAGCCACAAAUGGUGCUGGUGGCAGGUGGUGCCCAGCAAGCAGUGGGUCAAGUACCGCUUGGCCAUGUUGGGAUGACUCAAGGGCUGGUGCAGGUUGGUGGCCUCCAAGGUUCUCAGGGUGUGGUCCUUGUAGAUAGGCAUAUAGGAACGGGUGGGAUGACAGGGCAGGUAGCACAAGGCCUUUCGCAGGGAACCAUCUCCAGGUCUAGACAAGUGUUGGUGGAGAAUGGGUCCUUAGAUGGAGCGCAAGUUGCGCACUUAGCACAGGGCUUUGUACAGACAGGACAUGGGUAUGCUGCAGAGCAAGGCUUGGGGGGCAGGGGUCAAGGUAUGCAGGUGAAAACUCAAAGUUUUUCAGUAGGUUCAAGUGGUUCUGCGGGGUCAAAUGGAGAGUUUGCAAUGACAGCCACACCCAAAAUGCAAGGAGGCCAGAGAGUGGUUGUGCAACAUAAGAAGGUGUCAGUGACAGAGAGGAAUAUUGAAUCCAGCACAACAGCGUAAAGCAGCACUUUUGUUCAGCAUAUGCACUAAUGUCACACUUAUGGUAUAUACUGAAAUAUAUUUCAGUACACUAAAAGUACUGCAAUGAAUAAAUACAUUUAGGUUCAUUCAGAUAGAGAGAUUGUGGUAAAACUGCUAAAAGGACAGUUUGGUCUGCUUUACCAAAAGUGCAAGACUGUAUGUCCUUGUCUAAUGACAACACUACUUACUAAAGUAGUUAAAACAGGGUAUUGACUACAUGGCCAAAUGCCAUAAAAGGCUUUGGAUUUCUAUACAUACUUUACAGUAUUGGUUUAAAGUAUAAACUUGGGUUAGGGUUUGGGGGACAAGACAACAGAUUGUAAGAGGUAUUCCAUCAUUUAUUGAAGUUUAACCUCUGGUGGGAUGUAAUGACAGUGUCAUUUCCCUCUUUAUUCAGUCCCAGGAUUUACCAGUUUUGCACCAAAUGACAGCCCUAAAAGCACUGUAUUUAUUUCAGGUACACAACUAGCAUGGCUUCAGUUAGGGAACACCCAAGUAAGCAUUACAGAGCUCAACCAGUCUGACCAACAGUGUAUACAAAGAGACAAUAGGAAGAAGUACAAACAAAAAAGGCUAUAUGCCCCUCCUUCUCACGGGGCACCAAUAAGCAAGUGUCAACAAUGUUAUUUUACAAUUAGAUAAUCCCUUUUCUAGUCCUGCUCGAAAAUCUGCCAGCUGGAGAAGGAAGGGAAGCACUUCACUGGUUGUAGCAGGUCUCUGUAUUACUGGAGGCUGCACUUGGGAACCAGUUAGGAGCAAGCACUCACCUGCACAGUAACUUACCAUCAAGCCAUAGCAACCCAACUGCAGCUCAAAUGAAUCUGAGCAAGAGAAGAAACACAAAACACAAUGUACCAGCAUGUGGAAAAAGAAAAUGGGCUGCAACACUAGACAGCUGGUGGGAACAUUUAAUCUCAAAGCCAGCAAUGGAACUUUUGUGCUCCUAAAAAAUCUCACAAGGAUAUGAUAACCUGUGUGUUCGAAGCCAGCAGCACCUGAAAAAUGGUCUUGUCAUUGAUACAGAUCAGUACUGUUAUUAAACCUAUAUCUCAUGCUCAAGUUUUGUUGAUAAGAACAUCACAAAACAUGGCUGAUCAUUUGUCAAAUAAGUUCAUGAAAUUAGUUCCUAAUCCUUAAUCAUGAGCCAAAAUGCCUGUUGAAAUGCAGUAUAAUACAUUCAUAGUGUAAAUAUAUUGAUAGCUUCGGCCCUUUAGUCUUGAGAAGCACACAGUUGUUUUGCGAGAGGUGGAACAAAGUUUCUGUAGCUUUUUAAAAAACAUGUUAAAUGUUUAAGAGUGGUGGGAUUCUCUGGUAGCAUUUUGUAAUGUUUUAGCUUCAGUCGUGCCUCAAACUGUCUCUUGCUGACAGUGUGAGUUUUUAAGUUAGUUAUACUUUAAUCUUUAUGGUGCUGUUUAUAUGGGUGGCCCCUCUUGGAAACUAGAUAAAUGCUGCUUGUACUGUAAUACUGAGGAAAACACCCUCCCUAAUGCCAAAGUGUUUGAUUCAGCGCUUGAAGAAAAGAUUAGACUCCUUUUAUCUGCGGUCUUUUUAUCAUAGUCACUACAGACCAUAAACAUGAGAAGACAGUACUUCAAAGUCUCUAUUUUAUUGUUGCACUCUUUUUGUUUUAUUAUUUCUCCAGAAUAUCUUCGGUAUAAACCCAAGUGCCAAAGCUGUAAAGAUUGGGUAUGAUGGCCCUAUUUUAUUUUUUUUUACCAAUGUACGGUGUGCCAUAAUUACCAGAUAGACUUUUAAGAUGUUUUUAUUGUGUAUGUGAGUGUUUGUGUGUGGGUGUGAAGGUAACAUAAUUUGGAUAUAUGGAAAGGCAGAGUAAUCAAGGAUGAGAUUGCCGAGCACUGACAAACAUUUAAUGGAAUGACACUGUUUGAUAUUGCCGUUCAUGCUUUGAUAUAUAUGUAUUAUCAUCUCUAGUAUCUGAUGCUGUAGAUACUGUGCUAUGGCACGUGUUGCUUUAGAGCAGUGCAGUAGUGAAGUAGCUGUAUUGGACAUGAUGAUGACGUUUUCCCUGUAUUUUUCACCUGCUGUGAUAAUAAAAUAAAAUGGAAAAAUAAAGCUGUUGUGUCAA